AUGUUCUCCAAGACUACCUUGAUUGUUCUCAUGGCCUUUGCAUCUCAAUGCUUUGCUAAAGCAUCCUUCAUGUCCAGCGCCGAAGCACUUGAGGCAGUUCAGUCCCAUAUAGAAGAAUUGCAUGCCCUCCGUACGCGAAUCGAUGAUUUCAACGGUGCUUUUGCAGAUAUGUUGGCUAUACAGAAUGAUGGGUACAGUCUUCUCUCAGGAUCUCGAGAGUCUCGAUCCAUGGCAAAGUCUAUGCAAAAUUUCACAGUGGAUGAAGAAAACUCUGGACGGGCUCAUGUGAUCCGUUUUAUGAGAGCUUUUACGGAAGUCUUACAUUCUACGUACAUCAUUAAGCGCGUUCCCUAUGGGGCGGAAUAUACACAACGAGUAGUGGAACAGGCAGUCCAGGAGAAAGACCAAUGGGAGGAACUUCUAGCGAGCAAGGCAUCUCCUGAGGCCUACCAGAUUUUCAUACCAGAUUUGGAGGAAGGUCAGAUGGAACACAACAAUCUCCGCAAGGCGCUCUCUGGUUGA
Aspergillus pseudotamarii is the source of this 522-nucleotide messenger RNA. RefSeq lists its product as uncharacterized. The transcript is spliced from 2 exons. NCBI's taxonomy places the organism in Eukaryota, Fungi, Ascomycota, Eurotiomycetes, Eurotiales, Aspergillaceae. Bases 1 to 522 code for a protein of 173 amino acids. The record is from RefSeq and is a predicted model, not a curated record.